CUCGACAGAGUGGAUUCCGUUGGGAAGACGUAGAUCAUCGCCAGGCAGGUCUCCGGGGGCUCUCUCUCGGUUUUACGUGCAGUAUAACGGUGUCACAUCCGGGAUGAGUCCACGAAGCCUCCAUGCCUCUGUGGAUUUAAAUUAGCCUGGAAUAUGAGCAGAAGACGAAGUUAAGCAGCAGCAGCAGCAGCAGCAGCGGCGGCGGCUGGCUUCCUGCAGGUUUUCUCCCAGGCUUUUUGUUUUUUCCGUGGACAUGCCUGGUCUAUGGAGCGAAUCUGAGCGAAGCUAGCUGGCCGACAGUCCGACUAGCGCAGCAUUUCCAGGCUUUUGGAUGAUUGUUUAACUGAGGAGCUGAUUUAUUUCUGGAUCAGCCCUACCUCCCCUGUAAGGACUCAGUAUGGGGGAGUCCAGCCUGGACGAUGCCAAUGUCAAGGUGGCUGUUCGUGUACGGCCCAUGAACAGGAGAGAAAAGGAAUUAAACACUAAAUGUAUUGUGGAGAUGGAAAAUAACCAAACGAUACUCCAUCCGGGCGGAGCUAACCUGGGCAAAGCAGACUCCAGGAAUCAAACCAAGGUUUUUGCCUAUGAUUACUGUUUCUGGUCAAUGGAUGAGACGGAUAAGGAUCAAUUUGCCGGUCAGGAAGUGGUCUUCCAGUGCCUUGGGGAAAGUCUUCUCCACAACGCCUUCCAGGGCUACAACGCUUGUAUCUUUGCCUAUGGACAAACUGGCUCGGGGAAGUCGUACACCAUGAUGGGUUCAGUUGACCAGCCGGGUCUGAUUCCCCGGCUGUGCAGUGCUUUGUUUAUGCGAACCCAGAAGGAACAGCGGGAGGAGGAGAGCUUCACUGUUGAGGUGUCCUACAUGGAGAUCUACAACGAGAAGGUCCGAGAUCUGCUCGACCCCAAAGGGGGUAAACAAUCUCUGAGGGUGAGGGAACAUAAGGUUUUGGGUCCCUACGUGGAUGGCUUGUCUCGACUAGCUGUGGCGUGCUACAAGGACAUCGAGGUGCUAAUGUCAGAGGGGAAUAAAUCUCGGACUGUUGCUGCCACCAACAUGAAUGAGGAGAGCAGUCGAUCACACGCUGUCUUCAACAUCAUCCUCACACACACACUGAAAGACGUGAAGUCCGAGACGAGUGGGGAGAAGGUUAGUCGGCUGAGUCUGGUAGACUUGGCUGGAAGUGAGCGAGCAGCAAAGACUGGAGCAGCCGGGGAGCGACUCAAGGAGGGCAGCAACAUCAACAAGUCUCUGACAACGCUGGGUCUGGUGAUUUCAGCGCUAGCCGAACAGGGAACAACGAAGAACAAAAACAAGUUUGUUCCUUACAGAGAUUCUGUUCUGACAUGGCUCCUGAAGGACUGUCUGGGUGGCAACAGUCGCACAGCCAUGGUUGCAACUGUGAGUCCAGCAGCAGACAACUACGAUGAGACGCUCUCCACGCUGCGCUAUGCAGACAGAGCAAAGAGCAUUGUUAACCACGCUGUUGUCAAUGAAGACCCCAAUGCUCGCAUCACCAGGGAACUCCGGGAGGAAGUAGAUAAACUACGAGUGCAACUGACUCAGGCAGAGUCUUUGAAGGCCCCAGAGCUGAAAGACCGUCUGGAAGAGUCUGAAAAGUUGAUUCAAGAGAUGACCUACACCUGGGAGCAGAAGCUGAGAAAAACUGAGGAGAUUGCACAGGAGCGUCAGAAGCAGCUGGAGAGUCUGGGUAUUUCUCUCCAGUCAUCAGGGAUUAAAGUUGGAGAUGAUAAGAGUUACCUUGUCAACCUUAACGCAGAUCCUGCCCUCAAUGAACUGCUGGUGUACUAUCUAAAGGAACACACGAAGGUGGGCUCGGCAGACUCUCAGGACAUCCAGCUGUGCGGCAUGGGUAUCCAGGCAGAGCACUGUGUCAUCAACAUUAAUGUUGAUGCUGCGGUCAUCCUCAGCCCGUACCGCAACGCUAGGACGUGUGUAAACGGUUCUCCAGUUACCAGUGCUCUGCAGCUUCACCAUGGCGACCGAAUCUUCUGGGGAAACAACCACUUCUUCAGGAUCAAUCUGCCUAAGCGGAGUGCUCGGGGAGCUGAGGAUGAGGAGGGCGAGGGGGGCCUGAUGAAGAACAGUGGCAGCAGUGAGCAGCUGGAUGCAGAUGGUGACACAGGCAGCGAAGUGUCCAGUGAGGUCAGCUUCUCCUACGAGUUCGCUCAGACAGAGGUCAUGAUGAAAGCCCUGGGCAAUAACGAUCCAAUGCAAGCAGUCCUCCAAUCUCUGGAGAGGCAGCAUGAAGAGGAGAAGCAAUCUGCUCUGGAGCGGCAGAGACAGAUGUACGAGCAGGAGCUCCAGCAGCUCCGCAAGAAGCUGAACCCGGACCGUCUGUCGUCCGGCUCCUCUGGAGGACCGCCGUCUGGACAGCAGGUCCCAGGACAGCAGUCCCACUACCGCAGCCUGGAGAGACUGAGCAUGGGAGGGAUGAGUCACUCAACCAGCGCUCAGAGCAGACUGAGGCAGUGGAAUGAGGACAGGGAGGCGGUGUUGGUUAGGAGUCUGCGGCGGUUGAGGGAGCAGAUCGUGAGAGCCAACCUCCUGGUUCAAGAAGCUUGUUUCAUCUCUGAUGAGCUGGAGCGACACACAGAGUACAGAGUCACUCUGCAGAUCCCAUCAGACAACCUCAACGCAAACCGCAAGAGAGACGCUGUGCUCAGUGAACCAGCAAUUCAAGUUCGACGCCGGUGUCGAGGGAAGCAGAUCUGGAGUCUAGAGAAGAUGGAGAACCGUCUGGUGGACAUGAGAGAGCUGUACCAGGAGUGGCAGGACUACCAGCUCCAUGACCAGGACAACCCUGUGAUGCGCUCAUAUUUCCGUCGGGCAGACCCAUUCUUUGACGAGCAGGAAAACCACAGUCUGAUUGGCGUCGCAAACGUCUUCCUUUCCUGUCUCUUCUACGAUGUGAAACUCAACUAUGCUGUUCCCAUCAUUAACCAGAAGGGGGAGGUUGCAGGGCGUCUUCAUGUGGAGGUGGUGAGGGUCGGAGGGGGUUUAGAGGACAACAUGGCUGGAGGCGAUGAAACCGACAACAACCAAGAUGCUGAAGUCCCAGAUCGCAAACUGGUCUGCAUGCUUAAGAUUCUGCAGGCCACUGGUCUUCCCCAGUACCUGUCCAACUUCGUCUUCUGUCAGUAUUCCUUCUGGGAUCAGCCUGAGCCCAUCAUCGUGGCUCCUGAAGUAGACCCAUCGUCUUCGUCGCCCAGCUCAAAAGACCCACACUGCAUGGUGGUGUUUGACAGCUGCAAGGAGGUGGCAGUGUCAGUAUCGGAAGAUUUCAUCGAAUACCUGACUGAAGGAGCGGUCGCCAUUGAGGUAUACGGACACAGACAGGCCGACGCAGGAAGAAACCCCGCCCUGUGGGACCUCAGCAUCAUCCAGGCCAAGACACGCACACUACGAGACAGGUGGAGCGAGGUAACGCGUCGCCUCGAGCUGUGGAUUCAAAUCCUGGAGAUAAACGAGAAUGGAGAAUUUGUCCCAGUGGAAGUUGUUCCUGCUAGAGAUGUUCAGACCGGGGGAAUCUUCCAGCUUCGUCAGGGUCAGUCGAGGCGAAUCCAGGUGGACGUGCGUUCAGUUCAGGACUCGGGCACCAUGCCGCUGAUAGCAGAAAUCCUGCUUGCAGUGUCAGUUGGAUGUGUGGAGAUUAGAAACACCACAGCUAACCAGGAAGUGGAUGAGAUGGACAGUUAUCAGGAGACAGACCUGGAACGCUUGCGACGGCAGUGGUUGGCCGCUCUCACCAAGAGGCAGGAAUACCUCGACCAGCACCUGCAGAGCUUAGUCAGCCAAGCAGAAAAGACAGAAGAUGACAUGGAGAGGGAGGCCCAGCUGCUGGAGUGGCGCUUGACUCUGACCGAGGAGAGAAACGCUGUCAUGGUGCCCUUCCCUGGCAGCGGCAUUCCUGGAGCUCCUGCUGAAUGGGUUCCUCUGCCGGGAAUGGAGACUCAUAUUCCUGUCCUCUUCCUGAACCUGAAAUCUGAUGACCUCAGCUCUCAGGACCAGUUUGAGGUUACUGAGGCUGGGGGCUGGGACGCCACUCUGAAUGGAGAAGAUGAGGACGACUUCUUUGACCUACAGAUUGUCAAACACUACGACGGAGAGGUGAAAGCAGAGGCAUCAUGGGACUCUACGGUCCACGAGUGUCCGCAGCUCAGUCGUGGGGGGGCGUGGCCGGAGCAGCGGGUCUACCUGACCAUCCGGGUGGUGGUCCAGCUCAGCCACCCUGCCGACAUGCAGCUGGUCCUGAGGAAGAGGAUCUGCGUCAACGUGAACCCGGGCCGCCAGGGCUUUGCACACAACUUCCUGAGAAGGAUGUCCACGCGCAGCACCAUACCUGGCUGCGGGGUCACCUUCGAGGUGGUCUCCAACAUCCCCGGGGACGCCCCUGGUUCAGAAGACAGGGAGAUGCUGGCCAACCUCGCUGCAAGCGCACACAGCAACCAGUCACCGGAUGAAGAAGCUGCUAUUGAGAAAUACCUCCGCAGUGUCCUCAGCCUGGAGAACAUCCUGACUCUGGACAGACUCAGACAGGAGGUGGCAGUGAAGGAGCAACUGACUAGCAGAGGAAAAGGCAACAGACGGAGCAUCAGUUCUCCUUCUGUCCACAGGCUGUCCGGAAGUAGACAAGACCUGUCCACAUCUUGCCUGGAAGAUAAGGGUCGAUGGGAGAGUCAGCAGGAUAUCUUCAUGCCUUCUCAGUUUCACCGCACCCUCCCACGGCCCGCCUCCUCCCCCUCCACCUACUCCACCUCUCCUUCUUCAUCCCAGUCUCCCUUCGGUAUGACACCCCCACAGAACCAGGAGCCGGAGCAAGGUCUUUCAGGACUUGCUGCCUCUUAUCUUUCAGUUAAGGCGCUGGUUCCUCAGAUGCCCAAACUGCUCAAGUCUCUGUUUCCAGCGCGGGACGAAAAGAAGGAUCUGAGACCCUCGCCACACAGCCAGCAGCAGCAUGUCCCUCGCAUCGUGACAUCAGGAGGGGACGAAAAUCGACUCAAGGCUGAGACGCCUGCUAUUCUGCGACCCGCAACCAAAGACCGACGGGCAGAGUUCCCAGAAGUCCCUCCUCUUCCUGUGCAUGACCCGCAUGACAUCACCCCCCUCAGCCCCCUCAGCCAGUCGUCGAGCGGCUACUUCUCCAGUAGUGUUUCUACGGUUACCCUGUCUGACGUCCUCCAGCCCUCCUCCUCGUCCUCCUCCCUCCUGGCUGCUGACACUACGUUACCCACAAACCCCCAGACGCAGGGUGCUGACAGGAACGAUGUUGUAACCUCUCCUUCUCAGUGUGGCGCCAAGAUGGCUGUCGUCGCUCCACCCACUUCCCACAGCUCAGCCAAUCACAACAACGUCUCCUCAGAAAACUCUGUCUCCGAACACAAGCUGGUCAACUCAGGAGGAGGAGGAGGAGGAGGAGGAGGAGGAGGGGGGGAAGGCUUUGAGAGGCUGGAGAUCUUUGUGGACGAUGAAGAGCGUAGCAAUAAUGACGUACUUCCUGAUUGGCUGUCAGAGGGAGCGUUUGUUACAGUAGGAAGCAAUAAGGCCGGGACAGUACGCUACGUGGGAGUGACGCAGUUUGCUGAUGGAGUGUGGGUGGGGGUGGAGCUGGACACCCCUGUAGGUAAAAAUGACGGGUCAGUGGGAGGUCAUCGGUACUUCCUGUGUAAACCGGGGUACGGGGUGUUGGUCCGCCCGGACCGCCUGUCCUGCCGCGACCGGACCAGCCGGCGCACGGGAGACUUCCCCGCCACCCCCCACGUCCCCGUCUUACGAGGAGAAGCCAUUGUUGCGCGGCGGGGGGAGAACCGCAAGUCCUGGAGCAGUUGAGACAGGGAGGGUGGGAUGAACCCCCCACAGCCCUCCUCUUCCUCCUCUUCUCCCAGCUAUGCAACAGGCUCACAGUAACAUACUGCCUACCCUCCUUUAGAUUGAAACUACAUCCAUUCACAGGUAAUGGGUGGAACUAGAAUAAAGACAAUGGUGAGACCUUUCAGAACGAGUGCAAGUAAGUGGACGAAAGACUAUGCAGAGAAUAUAGAAGUCCGUGGAAGGACUAUUUACCUUAUGAGAAGAUAAUUCUCAACGAACAGCGGUCAAUGGGAAGACAGCUGAAGUGAGUGAAUGGAGUUCAGUGCAGACUUUGUCCUAAUUUGGAGUGUCGGAGCUCUGC
Molecule: messenger RNA, 6191 nt
Organism: Notothenia coriiceps (black rockcod)
Lineage: Eukaryota; Metazoa; Chordata; Actinopteri; Perciformes; Nototheniidae
Product: kinesin-like protein KIF13B
Exons: 39
Coding region: 398-5848 (1816 amino acids)
Biological process (GO): microtubule-based movement
Molecular function (GO): microtubule binding; microtubule motor activity; ATP binding
Source: RefSeq, a predicted model, not a curated record